Messenger RNA from Ictalurus punctatus (channel catfish), 6841 nucleotides. It is a transcript of the gene cmya5, whose product is annotated as cardiomyopathy associated 5. The record is from RefSeq and is a predicted model, not a curated record. Bases 238 to 5508 code for a protein of 1756 amino acids. Gene Ontology annotation, molecular function: protein binding. Lineage: Eukaryota; Metazoa; Chordata; Actinopteri; Siluriformes; Ictaluridae. The transcript is spliced from 13 exons.
AGGCGGAAGAAACCAGCCUAGUCAUGCCUGAAAACUCUUCCGAAAAGAAAAGGAAAGACGCGUUUUUUUUUCUGUUUUUCCACACCGCGCGCGCCGAGCUCUCCAGAAUAAUCUGCAGUCUAUUUCGAGCGCGCGCUGAGUAAGGCGAACCACGCUCCCCUUGCGAUGGUCCCAACACUGAGCUGCACGCCUGUAAAUAAAAUAAUAAAACAACUUUCGCGCUUUUAGACGCACAAAAUGGAGUCUGGUAGGCAGGAAGAACGUGACAGGAUCGAGCAGGAGAUUCAGGACGACGGGACAGAGGCUAGAAACAUCGACGACGAUGAGGUUGAGGAACUACACAACAGUUUAAAGGAAGUAGUCCAGGAUCCGGCUGUAAAGCCCAAAUUCCAGUGCCUGAUGGUGGACCCGUCGUUCUCCAUGGUGACCGUACAGAGCGAGGACAGUGGGAUUGUGUGGGAGACUGCAUCAAGCAGGUGCUCGACGCCAUGGGCCUCAGAAGCCAGCUCUCCAUCGGAUUCGUACAGCCUGGAGGGUUCGGGGACACAGGGUAAUAUAGUUAUCAUCAUGGAUGACGACAAGGUGAGGAGAAGGAAAAAAACAAGCAGCAGAGGGAAGUUGGGUGACAGGUUUCGUAGACCAGGGUCCAGAUUGUCGGGUCCUGCAAUAGGAGAGGAGAGACCUGCAAUGAUUGAAGUAUCUGUGCCAAAUAUAAGAUGUGAAGACUCAGAGGAUGGUCAAACAACAGAAGGAAAACCAGACAAGGAUCAAGAGCUAUUUAACCUGAUUUCGGAGGGUUUCGAAAUCCUCAAUAUUGUAGUACCAUCUAAACUUCCUUCCGUGGAUGAAGAAUGCAGUACAGAAUUGACAGACAAUUUGUCCUACUUGGAGGACACUCCAAAGAUCAAAACAAAAUGCAAACCUGAAAGCCUAGCUCCCACCACCAUUCCUGAGGUCAUGGUGGACAUUCAGGAAAUAAAAGAUGACAGUCAUAAAGGCUUAUCACAGACUCCUGCUAAUCAGCAGCUCAGGAAAGAUGAAACUGAUAUGGACUACUUGGAGAAAUUCACACUGCUAGAUCAACAUGCACCAGAUGACGAGUCUGAGAAGCCUGAGCCUACACAAGAUAUCGAGCAAGAGGAACCUCAGGUGCCGGAAGAAGAAAAGCUGGAGGACACAGUUGAUGAGAAUUCCUUCGUCAUUGUCAGUGAGGUCGAAAUCGCAGAUGAUCAUCUAGAUGAAGUGUUUUAUGGAGCAAGUUGCAAUGCAGAACCUGAACUUCCAUCACACCAUAAAGAAGACAAAGAACAUGCAAGUGGGAGCUUUAAAACGCUCAAAGAGUGUGGUUCCACUUUAUUUGGCAGCCAGGAGACUAUCCUUACUCCGAUUUUCCUUCCCUCUGGCCCACCCAAGAUCAUAGAUCAAGAUCUCCUUGAUGAACCAAGAGCAAUGUCGUUCCAUUACUCAGAUCUUUAUGAAGAUGCUACUGGAGAUAGAAAAAAGGAUGACGACGCCUCAGAUAUCGAAAGUGUCGUUUCCGAAAAGUCAUUUAAAAGACGUUAUUCCGAUUCAGACGAUGGAGACGGCUACCUGGAGAAAUUCAUAUUGAAAGACGACACUCCUGCGGUUGAAGAUGUACAAGAAGUUGAUCGUCCCGAGGGUGACAGAGUGAUAUGGCCACAAAAUAAAUUUGAAAUGACCGGAUGUUUAAGUCGUGUUAAGGAAGAUGAUGCUCCAGAAGAAGAGAAUGUUGGUGUCAAUCAGACGGCGUUAGAGAGCAAACAUGUUAUAAAAGAUGAAUGCCAGCCUUCAUAUUCAUCAAAGGACUGUGAAGAUUGUGAUGGACUGAAAACUGGCUGUAUGACCGUUAAAACUGUUUCAGAGACUUUAGACGCAUGUGAAGAUUGUGAUAUGAAAACUGGCUGUGCAAUCCAAAAAAUCGUCUCAUCCGAUAACCUCCCUGUUAAAAUAAACGAGGUACUUAAAACAGCAAAUCAUGAAUCAGAUAAAUCUAUAUCCAUAGAAGAUGGGAAACGAAGCGACGUUCGGGAAUUAAAGCACACAGACAAACAGGUUUCCAGACGUUUCGUGGAAGAAAAAUCGACUGAAUUGAAUGACAGACUUGAGAUUCUGCCGCAACAGCCGACAGAUGACAAAAAGGUGACUGAUAAGGCAGCUGAGCUUCAAGAAACCAUUAUUAUUACCAAGGAAGAAGCACUAAACAAGGAUCAGCAAGUUACAACUACAACACAAGACAUAAGUAAACCGAAUUUAGUGAAGGAUAUACAUGUAAAAGAUACGUCAGAAACAACUACAUCUGAAGAAACCAGUCAAAAAAAGGUGUGUGACCCAGAGAAAUCUGAAGAUGUGACCAAGCACUCUGGGGAAAAAAUGACAGUCCCUGAACCUGAAUAUCAAGUGAAAGUUAGUAAAGCAAUACUGGAAAGCAAAUCUGAAGUCCUCCAGAGUAGGAAGAUACCUGCUCUAGAGGAAGACCUGAGAGAUACCUCAGUCCAGUUCAUUUUACCUGAAAGUGGGAAGCAGGAGCAAGUCACUGACAAAACUAUGGUACCAGAGGUGGAAGGCCACAGUACAAGAGAAGCUGAAAGCAGUGAAGUCGAAACUGAUUUUAAAACUAUAAGUGAACAGAAGGUUUUGGAGGAGUUACCGGUAAGUGAAGCAGAUACAACUGAAGUGAAAGGUGAAGAAAUCAAGCUACAAGAACAGACUGAGAAAGACACAGUGCCAGUGUUUGAUAGGAAGACUUCAGUUACAGACAGGGGAACAAUAGAGAACACAGAAACAGUAGAUUCCGCCUCGGCUGUGGAAAGUCUAAAUAAUGUAGCUAAGUGUGUCUUUCCACCGGAGAAGAAAGAGGGUGAGUUGGGGGAAAUGGAGAAAUACUCAGAGAUACCAACAGGUUAUGAUCAAAUCCUCGAGAUCUCAGGCGAAACCAAAGAGGCUGAACGUGAUGCUGUAACACUAACACAAGAAAUUCCUGUAGCAUGUCCUUCUGCUCCAGAAAUCACAGAAAGAAAUCUGACAGCAGCAGUGGUUGAUGAGGAAGAGAACCUAGAGCUGGCUCAUGUUUUAAAUGACUCACAUGCUGAGAUUAAGAUGAUUUCACUCAUUCCUGCUACGGAAACUGAUGACUCAUCCAAAGUUACUGUGCCACCACCUGUAAUAAAGGGAGAAGACAGUGAGAUAAAGGAUGUAGCAAUAGACAGAAGUAACUUAGAGACCACUGCUGAGGCCCUUAAGCCUGUAUAUACAGUACCUGCAGAUGGUGUCUCUAAAGUGUCGGUACAAGUGGUAGAGGGAAAAAAUGAAGGUAAAUCGAAAAAAAUACUUCUAAAGGACACACGCAAAGAAGAGUCAUGGAGAACUCUGGAGCCUGCAAGUCCUUCCCCUCCAGUGGAGAUACAGAACUCAAUGAGGAUUUCACCUUUAGAAGAAGUAGAAUACAUUAAAGAGAAUGAUAACUUUGCCGUGGAUCGAAACAUAAAACGGGACAAAGGCCCCUUUUCAACUUUACGGAGUUUCAGUCCACUGGAAGAUCUCUCUGGGUUUGGCCGUGAUUCGGCAGAGCCUGAUUUGCGAAAGGAACUGUACGAGGAGCUGGAUUAUGAGAUGGUCACCGAGCAAGAUGCAAGACACUCAGAGAGUGAAGUAACUGUAGGUAAAGAAAGAGAUCAGGAACGUGGCCAGGAUCAAUCUCCAGAGCCAACAAUUGAGGCAGACUAUGAGUUUAUUGAGGAUUUGGAUGGCACCCAAAUAUCAGAGAUCAGGCAAUUGAAGGAAAAAGGGGCAAUUCAGCCAAUGGAUGCAUUCUGCCUCGUCUGCCGUUGCCCAAUAUUAAUGACUGAUGGCGGCCAUGAAAAUCAUGAAGUGUCAACGUUGGAAAAAGCAUUUGAAGACAUUAAGAAUCAGCUGAGUAACUGGAUAUCAGUUUUACAAGAAAGAUCGGAAAAUACUGAAGAUAUGGUAUCCGAACUCGAGCUGGCGUACAACUCUGUGGAGGAACAAUGCAAGGACGGCGAGAAAGCCCUGGAUGAACAGAAUGAGGAGAUGAUGAAGCUGGUGAUGGAGCGGUAUAAUGAAAUGUCUCAAACUAUGGAGGAGGAGAAAAAGGCCAGACUCGAGCAGCUUUACGAUCAAAUUGUGUCUUUCCAAGAGAACACUGACUCAGCCAAAGAGACGAUGGAGACGGCAACAAAAGAGAUGGAAGAGGCUGAUGAGUUAGCGUUUUUGUCGUCAUACAGAGACAUUGAUAUGAGGUUACAAACAGCUUUAGACUCAGCCAUGUCUCUAGAGCUUGGCCCACGAGGUUUGCUCGUGUUUGAAGAUUAUGCCAAAGGCACCACAGGAAACGAGAAGAAAAACCGUCAAGUGAUUCCAGUGCCCCAGCAACCCCAUCUUCAGCCGCAGGAGGCUAAUUCUGCCACAGGCACCUCCGUCACAGUGUACUGGACAGUGAACGAAGGAGACAUCAUCGACUGUUUCCAAGUCUACUGCAUGGAAGAACCUCAAGGAGCCGUCUCGGAGGAGUACAGGGUGACAGUGAAGGAGAGUCAUUGUAAUCUAGAAGAGCUGGAGCCAGAUAAGUGCUAUAAGGUGUGGGUGAUGGCAGUGAACUACACGGGAUGCAGCCUGCCCAGUGAGAGACUUUCUUUCAGAACAGCCCCAUCUGUUCCAGUGAUUAACCCAGACGCCUGUACAGUGUUGUGGGACUCUGCUACAAUCCGCUGGAGCUCAUCCCAGCCCAGUUCUGCGGAGAACUUCACUCUAGAGUACUGCCGCCAGUACGCACUGGAGGGAGAGGGCCUCAGGUCUGUGUCUGGGAUAAAAGGCUGUGAGCACAAGGUCCUCCUGCAGCCCAAUGAGAACUUCCUCUUUUACAUCAAAUCAGUGAACAGUGCAGGAGCCAGUGACCAGAGCGAAGCAGCUCUCAUCUCCACACGAGGUACCAGGUUCCACUUACUGAGUGAAACAGCUCAUAUGGCACUUAAGGUUUCCGAGGACAAGAACUCUGUGAAGUAUCCGGUGGAAAACUACAAUAAGAUGUCCGAACUUAUCGAAUGUCCAGCAGUGAGAGGCGAGCUGCUACCUCGUGUUGGAUGUCACUACUGGGAAACCGUGGUGGUUGGCUGUAAAGCCUACCGCAUUGGUGUUGCUUAUCAUACAGAACCACAAGACAGCACAGUGGGUGACAGCAGCACCUCCUGGUGUCUGCACUGUGUACCCACAUCCAUCAGCUGUAGGUUCGAGCUGCUCCAUGACAGCGUGGAAUCGGACAUCUUUGUGACGGAAGUUCCUGCUCGUAUCGGCACUCUACUGGACUUCACACAGGGCCGCUUGGUCUUCUUCAACGCUCAGAAUGGCCAGUGUCUGGGCUCGUUCCAGCACGCCUUCAGCCAGCCCUGCUACCCCGUAUUUACCCUGGAGAGACCUGGUAACCUGGAGCUUAAAAUGACCAUGGAGGUCCCAGAGAUUGCCAAACACUGGUAGCUCAGAUAAAGAUGGAUUUCUGGAGAAUCCAUCUUUAUCUUCUUGGCCUUUGGGAUCUGCAAUUUGAUAAGACUGUGUGUGUUUCAUAUUUAUUAGGUUCUUGGAAAGAAAUUUGAAAUUUCAGGCUCAAGUAAGUGUGAUUCUUCUCUCUUUGUAUAUGAUAUACAGUAUGUUUUUUUUUUUUUUAAAGGAAUAUUCCAGCAUUUUCCAACCUAAUCUCUAUCUAACACGUAGAAUUUUGAUGAUUCCCUGUACUGGGACAAGAAUGGAAAACUGAUUGCUUGGAAUAAACUGUAAUCUUUAGGGUUAAUUUAUUUAUUGUAUUGACAAAAAACAAACAAAAACGAAACCCCUUUUUUAGUUAAAAAAAAAACAAAAAAAAAAACACCUCACUUAUAAUAGAAGCCUAAGGGCACUUGUUAAAUCCUAUCAAUAAUAUGCAAAUAUUUAAAGCGUAUAUUUAUUAUUACAUAACAUUUAAAGUUCAAAACAUGAGAGAAUAUCAUACCAAAGCUGUUGUUACGGAAUUGAAUCCAAGGUUCAAGCACAGGAGUAAUGCCGCACAAACCAAUUCUGGUGACUUUUGUUUUGUCGUAUGUAUCCAUGCAGGUGGAAAGUCCGUACUCAUUUCUGUACAGAUCAUUGAAGCUAACUGUUCCAUACAGAUUUAGAUCUACUUGACAACAAACCUUUGAAGAAGUCACUAAAAUGGCGUGCAAAAAGUUUAGACACUCAGACUUCUACUAUAAAUGAGUAAAUAAAUUUAAAAAAGUUUUCUGUUCUUUUCUCAGUGCAGGAAAUGAGUCCGGGGGGUAAUAACACAUUUACACAUUAACACAAACAGCUGAUUGAGAUUAGGUUAAAAAAGUCAUACAGUGGAGUAUUCCUUUAACGUAAAGAUGUCUUUUAAAAGGGAAUUUAUUUGAAAUAGUUUUUCCAUUUUGUUUUGGUGGUUAAUGCGGCUUCUAGGUUUGUAAAUAUGGAAAUGGUGAAUGCACACUAUUUAUUCAAUCACGUAAUAACCAGUAGGGUAAUGUACUAAAAGCAGUGGAGUAUAGAGUGUAUGCUAUGAGAAUACCAUGCUGGAGUAUAGUGUAGUUGUAUAGUAUAUACUUCUCCAGGAUUUUCAACAGAUUUGAUUGCAGUUGAUAUCGUUUACUUUUAUCACUCGAGAUCAUUUCCCUGCACUGUUCACAUCCGAGCCGACCAGCAGGUGGUGCUGUAGUCUCGUGCAGUUUUCAGAGAUUUCAUCUAUUUUUUUUUUUCUCCCCUUCUGCUCUGUUCAGGGGAAAUUUCUCACUUGCUAAUUAAAUACUGAAGGUCAUGGAGUGAA